CGGAAGUGCUGUGCCCGCGCGACGGCGCUGGUGGCGGAACAUGGCCGAGUCGCCGGAGGAGGUGGCGGUGCUGGUGCAGCGAGUGGUGAAGGACAUUCGCAACGCCUUCCAGCGCAACCCGCACAUAGAUGAAAUUGGAUUAAUACCAUGCCCUGAGGCCAGGUAUAACCGGAGCCCUAUCGUCCUGGUAGAAAACAAGCUUGGUGUGGAGAGCUGGUGUGUCAAGUUUCUUUUGCCAUAUGUCCACAAUAAGCUUCUCCUCUACAGACAAAGAAAACAGUGGCUUAACAAAGAUGAGCUGAUAGAUAUCACAUGUACCCUGUUGCUGCUGAACCCUGACUUCACCACUGCUUGGAAUGUGAGGAAAGAAUUAAUACUGUCUGGCACUUUAAAUCCACUUAAAGAUUUGCAUCUUGGAAAACUGGCAUUAACCAAGUUUCCAAAGAGUCCAGAAACAUGGAUUCAUAGACGAUGGGUGCUGCAACAACUAGUUCAGGAAAACUCCUUGCCCAGUCUCGUGACUAAAGGAAACUUGGGAGCAGCACCUCUGGAGAGAAUUCACCGACUAGUGCAGGAAGAAAUGGAUGUCUGCUCUGGAGCUGCUGGGAGAUACCCAAGCAACUACAAUGCCUGGUCCCAUCGCAUCUGGGUUUUACAGCAUUUGGGAAAGCUGUCUGUCAAGGUUCUCCUUGAUGAACUUUCAUCCACUAAAUAUUGGGUAUCCGUGCAUGUCUCAGACCAUAGUGGAUUUCAUUACCGCCAGUUCUUACUAAAGUCCUUGAUUGGCAGAACUGUGACAGAAAAUAAUGUACUGGUACAAAAUCAAAUGGUGAAUCAGCAAAACCUUAGCAUUCAAAAGGAGGAGCAGAGUGCAGGUACAGGAGCUACCUGUGCGGAGGAGCAGAAUGUGGAUCUCCCCCACUGUUUAGAGGAAGAGUUGAAGCUCUGCACUGAAUUGAUUGAUAUUUACCCAGGGCAUGAAACCUUAUGGUGUCAUAGAAGGCGUGUUUUCUACCUUCAGCACCACCUAAGCAACAAACUUCCUAUUCCUACUGCAGUAGUAUCAUCUGUGGACAGCAGUGAUGAAACGUUGAAUGAUUCCCACAACAAUUCCGCAACAAGUCACAUGGCACAAGCUAUGGAUGUUGAUGGUUUGAAUGAAUCCAGCAGCAAACAAGGUUACACCCAAGAAACAAAACGCCUGAAGCGUGCUCCUAUGCAGGACUCUCUUGGUCCAGAAGUGGAAUACCAAUUCAUUGAUAAAGUGUUAUCAACUUGUAGGGAUGCAGACCAAGCCAGAUUUGCUACUGCUUAUAGGAAAUGGUUAGUUACUUUUUUAGGUCAUUGAAGGAAGAGUUUCGAGCAUUCAGGUUUCUUCUUUCAGUGCAAUAUUCUGUUUUCAGACACAAAUGCAUGUCUUGGUUGCAAGUGUUAGCUGAUCAUGUGUUUCUCAUUCUUUUAAUGGUCAGUCCUGAAGUUCACAUUCAGAAUAGAAGUCUGUCACUUAAUAUGGUAAAGAGCUGGCAUACGUUUUUAUUAAACAAAUGCAGUUCUUAAUAGAACCUUAGUACUAUGCGAUUUUCUUAUUUUUUGACUUAUACAUUAAGGUGAAUUCUGAAUUAUUUGGCUUUAAAAAAAAAAAAGACAAAGUGUGAAAUGCAUUUGAAACAGUAUCUGGAAAAAGAAUAGGAGGAUCUGUCACCAUCAUCUAAACCUGUUACGCAGUUAUUCCUCUUGACUAUAGUGUCAUCUUGUUAAUACCUUAUUGAAUUCAGACGGUAUUAGGUGAGUGCUAUUACUUUUGUAUCAGCAGCAUUUGGUAGAACACCAACCAGACUGCAGUUGGUUGAAGCCAUGCCUUUUACCGCUGUAACUGGGAUUUUGUUCACUUAUAUUAGUUGUCACAUGAGUUUGAUAGGAAAGUCUAUGAAGUUGAAAUCCUGAAAAGCAGAAAUGGGAAAAUGUGACAGAAAAUAGUUCAAACACGUGUUCACACUCAUACAGUUAGAGGUAUAUUUGGAAAUACUUUCCUUAGGCUAUUUUACCUUCAUUUCUUACUUGGUAUUUAUUUAUUUAUUUUAUCUCAACAAUCCAGAAUUAAUGACACUUGAUACACAUUUCUGAAUGUAUUACGUAUGCUAUGGAAUCCUAGCCUGCUAUAUCACACAUUGGUUACAUGUACUUAACCAAGACCAUGCAAUUCUUCUGACUGGUCACUAAGACUAUACAAUUUUAGAAAAAGACAACAAGAGGGAGGAGGUCUCUCUUCACUUUUGUUCUUUUGCAGAGCUUCAGUCCUUGGAGCUUUUUGUCUUUUGACUCUUCCUUAAGAGCACUUCUUCAAACGUACAUCUCUGUUUACGUAACUGUAAAUUUUAAGGGAAUUCAAAACACAUUUCUAUUCCAGUGAAAUCAAACAUGAAUGGCUUAUUUGUCAUUUCCUUAAAACUUGUCUAUAUAAGGGAUUUUUUACACUAAUGAAAUUGUACUGGUCCAAAGACCUGGGGGAGAAACACUGUACAACUGUAGAAGUUCGUACAAUGGCAAUAUUGCCUCUGCUCCAAGCAGACUAUUCACUGAGGGGAUGAGAUUUUCAAGCUAGAGCCUUUGCCAAAGUGACUGUAUAUUUCUCCUGCCCAAAGUGCCUCCGGACUGUGACAAGUUUCAAGUUGCUGUUUCUCUUGGGCAGAGAUUGCAAAAAUGAGGGAGAAAAUAAAACAAGGCAGCCUGCUCAAAAGGUAUCAUAUGGAAAGGAAAAAAGGCCCUCAAAAUGUGGAAUUCCAACAGUCCUUGGAUUACUCUUGGGGAUUACUCUUGCAUUUCAAAAUGAAAAUGGACCACCUCUCCUCUUAGAGGGUAUGUUCAUAACUCAUUUCAGGCACAGAAUAGCUAACAGACAUUUCUAAAAGUACUCUCUUUUGUUUACAGUACCUAGAUAAGAUUCAUCUAGGCUUGAGCAUCUCUAUGGUAAAGCUUUGUCUCAAUGGGCUUUCACACCUGCCUCUGUACAGCUAGGGAUGUAUUACGUGACCAUUUGUUUUGAGGUGCUCUGGGGUGCUGUCUUGGUUGAUGGUUUUAGUUGCAGAAUAACAUCAUCAGUGUGUGAAGGAGGUAUGGGAGUGGCUUGAGAGGAUAAUUUCAUCAUAAGAUGUUGUCUCUGUGAUCACUGACAAAUGGGUAGGUUCAGGUACAAUCAUAGUCUGACCUUAAAAACUUUAUCCAUCCCAGAGGACCUGAUUUUUUCUAAGUAUGAAAGAUAUGUUAAAGCAUGUGUAGUAGCCUGGGUCAGCUUGAUUAACGGUAUCACAUUAAUGAGUAGUAUGACCCUGGAAAGUGUGAAGUCGGUUGGCAAUGUAUUAAGUAUCGUGUACUUGGUCCUGGAUUACUUAGUAACAUAGUUGUGUGUUCUGUUUGCCUUUGCAAAAAUUACCUGUUUGUGAGGAAAAUAUUAGUGGCAGGAGCAGACUGGGAAGUGGGAACAUGAUAAGCAUUAUUUCUUGAACUGUGGAAGGAAAGCAUUGCUCUCUUCUCACACUGGAAUGAUUGAGGUUUUCAGAAGAAAAUAUUUAUAUUAGAAUCUGACUCGAAACUCAUAUAUUUCUUCCAGACUAUAAUCUGGAGUCUUCAUUGGCUUUCUUAGAGCUAUGUUGUGGAAGUAGUAGACUAUCAAAUUUGACAAUUCUUCCGUCAUAAACACUUAAGAUCAAACAGCUGCCUUCACAAACAUGCGUGCAGUUCCUACUUGUGUCAGCACAAGUUAUGCAUGUUUGUGGCAAGACAGGGUUUGGUCCGGUGUAACUGAACAGUCCGUUGUAUUUUCAUAGUUGGAAAAUGUUCUGAGAGCUCUAGUUAGAGAUGGUGCUGAUAUCUUUAUUAGUUCUACAAAACACUGAUGGCUGUAGUCUGACUUUUAAGUGUGGGGUUUUAAAGCCUGAUGGAAAUAGUUCCCCUACCCACUUUUUUUUUAAUCCAGUGCUAACAGUUGCAUUUAGAAAUGCUUGCAGAUGGGGCUCUGCCACACAGAAAACUAAACAAUAAAAGCGAAAUUUAAGUAAGUUGUAUCUUCCCCUUUGAAAGAAAUGCAAACAAAAAGCUGUCAAAAGUUGGGCUUUCUAUUUUUCACGGUAACAAUGUAAAUUAUAUGAAAGAAAUUUACAUCAAGCUGUCAAUGUCCUAAAGUCUAACUUAUACUGACAGAAUUGAUGCUUCCAACAAAUUGCACCAAACUCACAGUUGUGUGGUGUUCUGGAACUAUCAUCUUCGGAAUGUAUCUGUCUAACCAUUCACCGCUUCAAACAAAAAGAAAAGUGGCUUCAGGCCAUUGGUAGUUAACAUGCAUAAAGGUUACCAAGUACUGUAUUCCAGUUGUUUUGUGCUUCAGAGGUCAGAGAAUUAUAAUCUAGAUAAUUAACAUUCUUGCAGAGAAAAUGUCCAGCAGAAGCUGCAGAAUACAAGAGUCUCACUUUCUGAAGUUCCAUCAAAUAUAAAUCAAACUUUGUACGUCUGUAAGGGUCUUCAUACGAAGUUAAGCAUCUUUACUGAUUUUAUCUUCUGCUGUAGUAUGUCAUUUGAAUUGAUGCAAAUUCUUUUUGUUCAAUGGAUUAAUCUUUGUAGAAAUUUCCUUGUGCAUGAAACUACAGAAAUAGAAUAGAAGGAAUCACAUUUUUAAGAGGUUGAAUUAUCUGCUGCUAAAUGUAUUAACUAUUAUUACAUUGGCAUUUGAUUUAUCUUGUGUGUUACAGUCACUGGAGCAGCACAUGCGGCUUUAAAGAUAGCUACAAUAACAAAUAUAUAUAAAGGUAUUAUUGGAAUGCAUUGCUAUAGAUGCUGUAAUUAAUGUUUGUUAACGUACUCAUAUUGGAUAUUGGUGUUUUGUUGACUUCUUGCAUAUUCUUUAUACAAUCACAUCCUUAAAUAAGGGAGAAAAUAAAUUAACCUAAUAGUAUAAAUGGACAAUUACCUUAUGUAGAACUUGGUUUAAGACAAAUAAGCAAAGUGGCAGUAUAGUAAGACAGACUCUUAAACUUUGUCAAAAUCAAAAUUUCUGAUAUUUCCGGUUUUGUGUUACUGCCACUUUAUUAGAUUCUGUAUCUAGUUUUAAUGGACAGCAAUGAGUUUAUUCCUAAGUGAAUAAUGGAUAUUUAUAACAAUACGGUGUAAUAUUGAUUAUUUCUGUGAGCAGAAACGAAGGGUUUUGGAAAGGCUUGUCUGCAUAGCCAGACUCAACAGGUAUACUUUUUCAGAAUAACAUAUAAUGCAAUGAACAAAAUGCAAGUACCAGAGCCUAAUUUUAAGGGGUGAGUCUUCAGUGACUUGAUGAUCGAGUUUUUGGACAAGGUUGGUUGCUUAGUUUUGUUUUGCCUUCUGUGAGGGAAGAAUGUUCCUUAGUUUUUUUAAUUUAGUAGUAAGUAAACCGUUGCACUUAAAGCAUGGGGAAAGAAAGACACAACUCCUGAGUUGUGUCUUCCAGAGCAAUUUUGGAAAAAGCAGCAGUGAAGUGAGAUGUAGAUGUAACUUUUAAAUGCAUGUUUGUCCUGUACUCUUUUGGUGAUGAGAGAUCUUCACAAUUUGAUUUUACUGUUUUAUUAAUGUUAAAUAUAAAGGAAAGAGGGUAACUCUCUCUUAUGUUCACUUAACGUUCAAGUUACUUCAAGAUGCACUUAACGUUCAAAUUACCUUUAAAGGAAGUUUAGUGUCCCUGUCUAAGAUAAUCUUCUUUUUUUUUUUUCCUGUGCGCUCAGAGGUAUGUUUCCUUCCCAACCUGUACUCUAAUCUUCCAGCCAGCAAAGAAGAAUGUAGCAAAGCAUUGGUGAGGUGGCCUCAUUUCAUUUUUAAAUAACUCUGACUACCUCCCAAAAAGUGCUCUGAUUCAUGUCCUUAAGUGGAGUUCAUCAGGCUGUUUUUUCUGGAACCUCAUGCUAGGCCUACAUCCUCUUUCAGAGGUAAAACCCAAGAGCUUUAUUGUGAAGCAGUCUAGUUUCCCGAGGAGAGUUUAAAUGAGAAAAGAAAAACAAAUCUUGUGAUUAAAGUUGGGAAAACUAGAAUGACCAUAAACUUUCAUUAGUCUUAUCCUCUAAAGAAGCAAUGAAUUGCUGAAAAAUGGAGGAAAUGUGCUUCCAAGAAAUUCCUUGUAGUAGUUUAUGCUUUUGAAUUAUAGACCUGACAUUUUAUAGUGGCUUUUACUUAGUGUGUAAUGUUACUUCUCAGGGCAUAGUCUAUGGUAGUUAAUUAGGGUACAUUUUUACUGCUUAUAAUAUUUGAUUUAAAGAAAAAAUCAUAAAUGCUAAACAUGUAAUGACUAGGGUUUUUUUGUCUGGCACAGUGUUUUAUAUCUACCCACAAGCUAAUACUGUACCUAAUGAUUCACACUAGACCCUCACAUCACAUCUGCAUCAUGUUGUUAUUCUGUGUAUUUGAUUGAUGAUGCAGUCUUACAGGCAGCUCCUGACAGUUGUUGUGUUUCUUCUGAGUUCCCUAGUAUUAUAUAGUAGGAUAUUCAGUAUCUCACAAAGACUUAUCUUGUAAUGACAGGGAAUCUUUUUACAGUAUGUGUUUUGAUGCACUAUGUGUCUUAGAUUUUAUCUUUUAACAAAAAAACCCUUCUGUUAGGAGUUUGAAUACUAGAAUUGCAAAAGCUUUUAGUUGUUGAUAGCUGGCAGAUAAUUAUGUACAAUACAACUACUUUGAACAGAGUAACUCUUAAGUGUAGUUUAUUAAGCAUCUUUAAUCUGCACCAUCUGGAACCUGAUGUUAAUACUGCUGUAUAGGUAGAGGUGGGAUGAAACACAGCAAGGUGCGCAUUUUUUGCUUGGGUACUUUCUGAACAGAAUAUAAUUGUUGGGAAACAAAGAGCUUUCCUUGGAUGACUUAUUCCUGUACGUUCAUUGUGAAUGAAGUUAUGAAACUGGUACAUCACUAAUACAGUAAGACUUCCUUAAUGGCUGCAUAAAAUGAGUAAAUAAAUGUUUUUUUUGCACAGAGUAUUCCCUGUUAUUAGAAAAUCACAUAAAUGAUGCAAGGUGCCAGAACUUGUUGUUACAAGAUGAAAUACAUCUGUAGCUACUGUGUUUAUCCAUUUGUUCCAGAUUUUCUUUUUUGAAGUGGCUAUCUUGGGAAAAACUGGGCUUGGGAAUGUCAUCUUUAAUUUUGCUUAAUAGAAAUAGUACAUGUCUUAAGUAGUUUUAAGUAGCAUUAAGAUCCAAAGUAGAGACAGCACUGCAGUAUUUAAGUGAGCCAUUAAACACUAAUUUUCUAACCCAGUAAUGUCCAUCAAAGUACUAUUCUAUGUAGGGCAAAAUGUUUAUUUUAUCAAGGUACAUAAAAAAAAUUAAUUCUCACAACUUUCGUAUUGGGGGGAAAUACAGCUGAUUUUAAACAUAAUAUUUUGCAGUAUUUUUUCUAUGAAAAAUUCUUGGAUACACAUUUGUAACCAUUAUAAAGUUUAUGUAGAUUUCAAGUACAGAUAAAUUAGAUAAAUGGUAGGUUUUGUAGUAGAAAGAAUAAAAUGAUAACAGGACAGGAAACACUGGAAAAGAAACUGAUAAAUUACCAGUGUUCUACAGGAUAUGAAUGUAAAGCAUUAAGUUAGUUUUUCACUGGUCUUACUGUGUCAUGGAAUGAAUUCCUUUGAGAAGGGGAUUGUUUUCUUUUUUUAUUUUUGGUCAUCAGUAGAGAGCUUAUCUGUGAAUAAAUUACCUAUAUUUAUUGUCCAAUAAUAUGUGUGCAUGUAUGCGUGGAUGGAUGGAUGGAUGGAUGGAUGGAUGGAUGGAUGGAUGGUGGAACUGUAUUUAUGUAAUGUCCUGUGAAAAAGGCAAAAUCUCCCACAUUAAGUCUAUUUUUAUGUAACAUUGGUGAUCUGCAAAGAGUUUUCUGUUAAAGGCCUGUCCUAAGUCUCAGUCUAGCAGGACCAUUGCCAAGUCAGGGUUUCUGCUGAAACCAGUGAGAUCUCUUGCUUCUCCUCUCCGGCUUAGUCUGCCUUACUUUCAUGAUACUUGGGCAAAUGUGUGCAUACACAAACCAUAUUAUUAGUGGUGAUGUUUGUUUAUUUCAAGUGCUUGUAGGGAGCAUUUGAGACAGUGAAAGGGUUUGUACGGUCUUGCAGGCUAGAAUAAUGGGGAAGUGCUCAGCCCGUGUCCUGCCUGGGGGAUGCCUUCCAGGACUCCUCCAGGAGGGAACAGAGAAGCAUAUUUUGGAUAAAAAGCUUUAGCAUCAGAGAAGAUUGGGGAAAGUAUGUCAGACACAAACUAGCAACUGAAAUUGUUAUUUGAAUAUAAACAAGUACUUUAUUUUCAAUAUUUUUCUCAUGUUCUUUUUAUAAAAAAUGAAUCACAUUAAAAAAAAUAUUUUCCAAGUUACUUGUUUUGAAUGCCUUCCAAUUUUGAAUUACUGGAUUUGAGAGCUCUCCUUAAAGGGAGAGCAUCUUUCCUAGCACCUUUCCUCUUUCCUUCAAGACAAUGUGAUUCAUUCCAAAGGGUCUUUAAUGAGCCUCUAAAAUCACAGGGCAUUACUAAAAAUGUUGCUCAUUAUCUUAAAUGCAAAACUUAAAACAGCAUAGACAUGUUCUGCUCAUACGGGUGGUUUUUUGGGUUUGGGUUUUUUUUUUCCUUUUAUAUUAUUAACUGCCAGUACAGAAAGUAGAAUUUGUAGGAAAGCCUAGAGUUGAUAUGUAUAAUCCUGGUUCACAUGGGGAGUCAUUAAAGCAGAAAGCUGAGUAUGAGCAUCUCCAUGGUCCUUGUGCAGAAAUAAUUUGCAGGAUCUGCUCAUUAGUUUAUUUCUGAUCUCAGUGCUUGGUUUUUACAUCUGUUAAAAUGUAUGACAAAAUUCCUACUGACUUCACUGACAUAGAAUCAAGGCAAGCUGCCAGGAAGGUAUCAGCCACUAGAUGGUAGCUUUGACAUUUUUUGCAUGAUGAACUGUGACUUCUUUGUCUUUUGCAAAUUGUCUUAUUUAUGGUUUCAAGGAAAAAAAGCAGCUAGGUUAGUACAUAUUCAUUAGCACUAUGGGUGAGCAGAAACUGUUAAGGUUGUGGAAUAUUAGAGGUUUACAGGGGCAGCUAGAGAGAAAUAUAUGUUCUACGAGGUAUCAGUAGAUAAGAAAGCUUCCCCGCUCCCUUUGUACCACCUUCUCCCCCUCCCCUUCAUUCUAGCUUUCCUCCCUCCCCACUCCUUCUUUUUUCUUUUUCCUCUUUUGUAGUGGAAAAAUUUUCACACAAUGUACUUGUGUGCAGACCAGAGUAAUACAUUAGUUUGGGAAGUUUAGUGUAUCAAUAGCAUAUAGUUCAAUGCCUAAGUUUUAUGCAAGAUAUUGAGGGAUGAAUUAUAAGCUUUUGUGCACCAUCUGAUAAUAGAUGCCAUAUUGAAGGGAGAGAGUCUUAAUAAAUAGUGAAUGGCUUAAGUUUUACUGUUCUCCAAGUGUUCUAUAUUCAUUUAUGGUACAACAAUAAGCUGCACAUUUGUCACCCUGUCAUCUCACACGUGCUUAUAACUAGGUAAUGACUGAUUUCCUUUGUAAAAUGCAUUUAAUUCCUGUUUAUUUGAGAUGUUCUACAAUUAUUUGUGGUUAUAUAGUACUUGAUAAUUUUCUCUAUGCUUUUAUUCCAUGUUCAGUGGAACCUAGCCAGGUAGAUUUUCAUGGUUAUAAAUCUAGUUUUGCUGUGAAGGGAAAUUGAAAUUCUGCUCUGUAAAAUGUUGUUUUCUCAUGUCUAGUUAGAAUAUAGGAGGACAUCCUAACACUGCUUUCUAGUUGUGCACACUGAGUUUUACCUUGUUUAUCUCAAAUAUUUUGUAUUGCAUGUUAAUUAAAUUUUUACAUAUCCUAGUAGUACAAAAUAUAUUUUAAAAAAAAAGAGCGACCUUACAGUCCUAACUAUACUAUGCAGAUGUCUUCCAAAAUUCACAGGUACAAUUUUAGUGGUGGUGGUUGAUAAAUAGAUUUUUUUCACUUAUUUAUCAGCAUACUUGUUUUUAUAUGUAUUAGUGACAGAAUGGACUAAGCACAGCUGUAAGUUAUUGUAUUUCUGUAGAAAAUUGAAAAUAGUGUAAAAUUGUUUUUGUUAAAUGUUGGCAGUUUUUAAAUAAACUUUUCCUCUCCUAAAAAGCUGUUUCCUGUAACAACAUGUUUACCUUGGUCUACAAGUUCAUUGUUUACCAACAGAUACCCUUCCUAAUUAUUGCUAAUUCCUUUUUAGUGAUAAGCUGCUUUUAACAGGAACUGCAUCUUCCCUUGUGGAUUUAGAUGAUGGCAGCAGAUUUAUUUUGCAGUCUAUUUAAACAUCGACAAGACUUUUUCAAAUGCAUUCUUAAAUCCUUUGGUAAAGCGCAGUGUAUGAAAGCAUGGAGGUGAAUAGCAGCUCUUCUAUAGAAGAGACGUCUUUCUGCAAUAACUGGCUGUACUGCCUGGAGCUGCAGAACUUGGACAGCUGAAUGAUGCUCAUUUUUCUAACUUAUUUAAGUUUCAGCAUGGUGUUCAGUGACAUGCUUGCCCUUUUGAAAAUGUGGAAUCAGCUGGCAUAGCGUAUGCCAGUCUUCCCAGGGUCCAUUUCGUGGACCUUAAAACUGCCCUCUUACGUUCAAAAAAUGUACUUUGUUUGAUUUAUGUGUAACACAGAGGCAUGGUGCUUCUAUCCCAGGUGAUUGCCUUUAGAACAUAAAUCUUGCUGUAUAAAUUUCAUGAGACUACCUGAAGAAGAGCCCUCACUCCUAACCUGAACUGGAUGAAAAGAUGCUUGCAGUAUGGUCAUUAUUUUAUAAAGUUUCUAAUUAUGCAAAUAUACGUGCAUCAAUACCUGGUUCCACAAUUUUAGAUUUGCAGUUAUGCUUCUCAAAUAGCAUUUUACUUGUGUAUAGCUUUGUGCUUUCAUUUAUCAAAAAUCAUUCAUUUCUUAUCAAAGCUGGCUUAGAUGUUAAGAUGUCUUCCACAGGUUUGCGUUAAUGCUGCAGUAAAUUUGGUUCCAGUCCUUGUAUAUCAGGGCGGUAAAUAGCUCUCUGAAGACCUUUCAUUCCAGGCUGUUAUUUAGAUAAUUCGAAGGUUCAUACAAUUUAAAUAAUAAAUUUAUAUGAAAGAAUAUUGAAUAAACAGAAUUUGUAGCUGGGCAUACUUUUUCUAAUGUAAGCAGUGGGUACAUAAGGAUUUCAGCAUGUCAUCAUGAAGACCUCUAGAACUGCUUUGCCAGAUGCCAGAAGGCAGUGGUGGCAUUGCCUGGUUUCUCAGAGGUGUGGAGCAUCUGGUUGUUGCCCUGCAGUCUGUUCAGGGUUGCUACACCUUUGAAAAGCAAGCUAUGGAUUCAGCACUUCCUUUGUAACCAAACACUGGAAGCACUUUUGAGAGCUGCUUUCCUGCAGUAUUCAAUAGAGAAGUGAAAACAGAAAGGAAGUGGAAAUGUUAAAAAAUAUCUCAACAGUAGAGAUAAGUAGAGAGGUAAGUUGGCAGAGCUCAGCAUGGAGAAAAGCGUGACAGAGGCAGUUUUGUUGUUCAGCUAAGUGUUAUCAUUACCUACAUGAGAUGUAUGCAGACAUGUUGACAAGCUGGUAAAGCAGUGGCCAAGGGAAAAAGACAGUGUUUCAAACUGUUUACUGUGGGACGUAUUUUUAUUUCUCUUGCAUAGAGGCUGUAUCAACUCCGACAUGAUCUGUAGUAUCAGUAUUUCUUUUGCCAAAAUAACUGUUCCUGGUGGCUUACAGCUCAAAAGACACGGUGGACUUUUAGCUGCAGAAUCUGGAGUUUUGAAGGUCUUACUUACUUUCUCCUUAUAACCUUGCUUGUUAAACAAGUAUUAAUUUGCCUGACACCUCUAUCUUACUGGAAAAAGUGACAUCUCUGAAGAUAAUAGCUAUUUCCACGGUGAUCAGUGAUUAGCGCUGCACUUCUUUUAUGCAAUAAAACCAAUCCAUUUCUUGAUUGCAUUGUGAUGUGAUAAAAAGCAGAUUCUGUGCAACAACCAAUGGUAUUCCCUCCAGUGGCUGGACUAAGGUGAAGCACUAAAACACUUCCCCAAACUGGAGAUGCAUCAGAAGAAGAUUAUGAUCUUUGUUGGUUGGCAAGUGGAAUCGUCAACUACAACUUCUUGAAUCCUGGCAAAGCCAUCACUACAGAGAAGUGUUGCCCAGAAACCAAUUAAAUGCAUCAAGAACUGCAAUGCUUACAUCCCAGAUUGACCAAUUGAAAAGGACUGUCUUCUCCAUGACAACGCCCAAUCGCAUGUCUCACAAAUGAAGAAGAUACAUGAACUGGGCUAUGAAACUCUACCUCAACCAACUUAUUCACCAGACAUCUCUCCUACUGCUUACCAUAUUCUGAAGCAUUUCAACAGCUUCCUGCAAGGGGAGGUUUUCCAUAAUCAAGCAGCAGCUCAAAACACCGCCAAAGAAUUAAGCAGUUCCUGGACUCCAUAAUUCUACAGUAUCAGAAUAAAUAGACUUGUUGGCAGAAAUGGUUCUUAAUUAGAUUAAUAAAUACUAUUCUAAGCUGGGAUAUACUGCUUUCAAGUUGAUUAAAAAGGGCAAUGAUUUUUGCACCAGCCUAAUAGGAAACUUCCUCCAUACCUAACUGGUGCCUGCCACUGCUUCAUUCCUGUCCUUUUCCAUUCCUGCAUCUCCCUUCAUCAGCCUCCACAGCUCCACUGACCCCCUGAGGCACCCUGGACCCUCAGGUUUGCAUCCUUAUGGGUUGCAACUUUCCACUUUGCCUCUAGUUUCUUAAUAAUCCCUCAAUUAAUGUGACUGAUGAGGCUUCUUUCUUGCCUUUGUUUCUGUUAGUUCAUUUGCUGGGUUUGUUUCUGUGUUCUUGUUUACAGCUUCCCCUUUUACUUGCUACUGCCUUUGUUAUCAAAAAGGUCCUUCACCAGAUACCCUUACGGGAGUAGAGGCUCUCUCCUACAUAUCCUCCCACAAACAAGUUUGCCUGUUUCCAGGGAAAUUGAAAGCCUUGCUUCAGUGUAGUUUAUCAUAUCCCAUGACAGCUUUAUCCUUUACUUUCUGAAGCCUUUUCAGUUUGAUGGGGAAUGUAAAAGCUCUCAAAAAAAGCCUUAAAAAGGAAUAAAUUUAUUGGUUCGUACAGUCCCAGCAAACACAGCCUAUUCAGUUUAGUGCACUGCUAGACUCGAAUUAAUUCUGAAAUUCUGCUCCACCUGCGAUUGCAUCAUCUUUCAGGUAAAACCGCAACUACUGCUCUAAUUGAGGACUCGGAGGUGAGAGCGGGUGGCAGGGGUGAGAAGCAGUUUCUUAGGGGCUAGAGUGGAGAUGGAACAACAAAAUAUAAAUAAAUCAAUUUUAUUUCUGUCUUAUGAGAUUUUAAGUUUUGUAAGUCAGCAAUAGGUCUUCAAUUGCAACAGCCCAAGUUUUGUGUGAGAAAGAGACUUGCAUUAAUGAAGUAGAUGCCACGUGGUUAAAGUAGGGAUGCGUACUUAAAUUACUCAUUGAUACACAGCAGGACAAAGGCGGUUGCACCUAGUCAUAUUUAGGAACUGGAAAAUAAGCUGGAAAAACAUCAGUUCUUUGCUAUCCCUACUAACAGUACUCAUCACUGCAAACUUACUAGCACAUGGAUGAAACUGUCAGGUGACUUGUGGGAGGUAGUAGAAAGUACUACUGGAAGGACUGUUGGUGACUAGACAUUGAGGAGAGAGAAAGGAAGGUAUGCAUCUCCAUCACUCUCAAAUACAAAGCAGAAGAAAAGACAAGCAGAAAUAUGAAGCAUUUUUUCCCUUAAACCUGGAGGGAAAAAAGGUGGAUAAGGAGAAGCCUACUGAAGUAUUUAAGUCAGGUAAAAUGCAAACAGC
Cuculus canorus (common cuckoo) is the source of this 13774-nucleotide messenger RNA. It is a transcript of the gene PTAR1, whose product is annotated as protein prenyltransferase alpha subunit repeat containing 1. Gene Ontology annotation, cellular component: cytoplasm. Lineage: Eukaryota; Metazoa; Chordata; Aves; Cuculiformes; Cuculidae. Gene Ontology annotation, molecular function: protein prenyltransferase activity. Gene Ontology annotation, biological process: protein prenylation. The transcript has 7 exons. The record is from RefSeq and is a predicted model, not a curated record. The coding region runs from base 41 to 1348 and encodes 435 amino acids.